CUAUCAUAAUUCAUCAUUUCAUGACUGCUAUUGUGUGCGACUGUUUCAAUGCAGUAUUGUCAUUGUGAUCACUGUCAUAGUUCAUCAUUUCAUGACUGCUAUUAUGUCUGAUUGUCAUUGACAGCUUUGUCAUUGUGGUUGUUGAUAUUGAUUUGUCCUUUAUCCUUGUUCGUCUUUAUAGUUGUCACGGACAUUUAUUUGCUGAUGUCGUUCUGUAUGUUUCUGUUGUUCUGUCACAAUUGUUGUUGUUGCUGCUGUUGUCCUUGUCUCUUGUCUCUCUUUUUUUUGUUUUUGUCCCCUCUUUAGGUAUACAAUUCUAUCUGCUUUAAAGGCUGGACAGGACAGGGGUAAAAAAAAUAAAAAAAUAAUAAAAAAAAAUUAAAAAAAAGAAAACAACAAUUAAACUGAAAGAGGCUGUUUGUCAACUGAUCAAAAGUUUAAGACCACAGGCUAUAAAUGCCAAAAUCUGCUCAAAAUGUUCAUUUUCUGUCAGGCAUUCACACUGUCAUGCCCUCCUGAUGGCUAAAGCUAAGAAGCUUUCUCUUUUUGAACGUGGUCGGAUUGUGGAGCUGCAUAAGCAAGACCUCUCGCAGCGUGCCAUUGCUGCUGAGGUUGGGUGCAGUAAAUCAGUCAUUCUACAUUUUUUGAAAGAUCCUGAGCAUUAUGGAACAAAAAAGUCAAGUGGGCGACCCAAAAAAAUCACACCUGCGCUGAGCCGAAGGAUCCGAUUGGCUGUCCAUCAAGACACAGGGCGGCCUUCCACCCACAUUAAAGCCUUUACUGGUGCCGACUGCAGUGCAAUAACCAUCAGAUGGGAAAGUGCCAGAAAAGGGUUUACGAAACAAAAAAGAAAUUCAAAGACCUCAUCUCCUUCAACGCCACAAAACUGCCCGUUUAGACUUUGCCAGGCAGUAUCAAAUAUGGGACAUUGAAAGGUGGAAAAAAGUUUUAUUCUCUGAUGAGAAAAAAAUGUAACCUUGACAGUCCAGAUGGCUUCCAACGUUACUGGCAUGACAAGGAGAUCCCACCUGAGAUGUUUUCUACCCGGCACAGUGGAGGGGGGUCCAUCAUGAUCUGGGGUGCUUUUUCAUUCAGUGGAACACUGGAGCUUCAGGUGGUGCUGGGUCGUCAAACGGUGGUUGCUUACGUGCAGAUGUUGCAGCGGGCAUCCCUCAUGACUGAGGGCCCUCGUCUGUGUGGUAACAGCUGGGUUUUUCAACAGGACAACGCUGCAGUUCACAAUGCUCGCUUGACCAAAGACUUCUUCAGGGAGAAUAACAUCACUCUUUUGGACCAUCCUGCAUGUUCCCCUCAUUUAAAUCCCAUAGAGAACAUUUGGGGAUGGACGGCAAGGGAAGUUUAUAAAAAUGGCCAUCAGUUCCAGACAGCUGAUGCCCUUGUUGAAGCCAUCUUCACCACUUGGAGCAAUGUUCCAUUAGCCUCCUGGAAACACUCGCAUCAAGCAUGCCCAAAGCAAUUUUUGAAGUGAUUAACAAGAACGGUGGAGGUACUCAUUACUGAGUCCUACUGAGAACAUUUUUUGUUCUGGUUUGGAGUUUUUUGUUAUUUUUGAGCGAUGGUCUUAAACCUUUGAUAAAGUGUGUAAGAGUGUAUGUACCAAUUACGAUGAAGAUCUGACCUUGUGGAGCUGAGUUAUUAACGUUUACAGUUAAGUGGCAAAUUGUCCUCUGGAUCAUCAAAGUUUCUUGCCAUGCCUCGCCCACAUCUUAUGAAACAGCCUAAAAUCCUUCACAAUAUAACAUCGCCCGUCGAGGAGCCUUUAUUUUCAAUUGGGCUAAUUUGGUCAAAGUACAUAGGUCUAGUUCAUUGAAAUACAACUCCUGGUGUUUUGCCCAAAAUUGCUGCCGGAAAACAAAAUGGCCAACAUUCUGUUUGUUGUGGGACAUGGGUUCUUGAACCUUUACAUUCUGUCAUGAUUGCCGCUGCGAGCAAAUUUCAUGGCAAUCUGUGAAACUGGCAGCAGGGGCUAAUAUUUUAAAGGGGGAGUGAGUUUUGUGGCUUCUUGUUCAGGACCUCUGGAAUGACAUUUUUUUGGUGAGUUUUCAUGCACGUUAAAGGAAAACUGCACUUUUUUUUUUUUUUUUGCCCAUCAUUCACAAUCCUUAUGUGAGACUUGAACACACGUUUCUCUCUCUUCUGUGUGUUCUCAAGAUAGAAAAACAGCUAAAAAGAGGCAGCUAAGAAUACACAAUAAUGGGACCAAUUCCGCAUAUAAAGCUUGUUGAAAAAUCCUCCAAAAAGCGCCAACAAUGCUCAAUUUACGUAAUGUGACCUGCAUAUUAAUCAAGCUACAGCGACAUUGUUAUUAUUGUUCUUAUUAACAUUGUUACACCGAAGAACUACGUGUCGCCACUCCAGGUGAAUUCACUGACACUCCGAAAAUCACUACAAUGUCUUUAUUAUGUGUGUAAGUGUGGUCUAAAUAAGCAGAAAGACAAAGUAAAGUGGAUAUAUCUCUCACUAAUGCAAAUCUUACUGCAGAAGUAAAAUUUGCUGUAUUUAAGUAUGCUUGGAAAUCCUGGAAAAUACAUGUACAGUACACUCAAAACAUGUCAGUUCAAAUUAAGUUACGUGGUGUCUUUUCGUGGCUCAUAAUUACGCUGUUAAAGUGUGAGUCAAAUGUUCUGCUGCUAUUAAAGAGACUAGUGUUAAACAAAUACAUAUUCAAACAUGUGUGCUGUUUUUUAGCUUGAUUCAAAUUUUCAGUUCAUUUGGAGCUGUUAGUACAUACAAAUUAGGGAUGCUCCGAUCAGGGUUUUAUGUGGCCGAUUCCGAUACCUCUAUGAGUGACAUCGUGUGAUACCGAUCACAUGGGUUAACUGUACAUUUUUCAAUUUAUUUAUGAUGAGUGCUAUUGGCAGUUAGCAAAGCGUGUAAACGAAGAUGCAAAAAAAAGUCGAACGGCAAUAGGUUUGAUAAGGGAGUGAUCAAACACGCUGGCAUGGAUUGGCGUAGCCUGUGUCAAGAUGUCAAACUGAAACCAUUGAGGUUUUGCAGACUUGUGUUGAUUCUCCCGGCAAUACGGGACAAAAUGCGGCCCUUGUCGGCUCAAUACGGGUGAUGGCAACCCUACGUAACGCAGCACACAUGUAGGAUUUGCUGAUUUUUGUUAUCGGCUUCGUAAGGCAUUCAUCGACAUAUUCUGAUCAUGUGUUUUUACAAUACUAAUCAGUAGCGGAUCAAUUGGAGCAUCCCUAACACAAAUAUAUAUAAUCCUGUCCCGUCAUUUAUCUUUUUGUUCAUGAAAUACAGCAAACAUAUUUCAUAUGUCAUACAGCAUAUUUCACACAUGGUGGCAAAUGGUGAUUAAUCAUGAUUAAUUGUGAUUAAUUGUGAUUAAUUUGACGAACAUGUUUAAUCAUUUGUCAGCCCUAGUAUAAAUACGUGAUUUUCCUGCUCAUUUCCUCUACAUUCCUGCUCCCAUAAAUCAACAUCCAAUAUUUGCUCUGUAAUGUUUUCUCACGGUCGCGUCACACAUUAACUACUGUAGUUCUGUCGUUCAAAAUAGCCAAUGAGCUUGUCAAGUCCUUACAGAAGUAUUUCUCCCAUACCUCCUAUCUCCUUUCUACUCUUGCAUGAACAAUGUGGGCCUCCGCUUCCAUGGCAACCUUGCAAACAGAGGGAGAGAAGUACAGAACCAGCAACAAGUUGGGAGGAGGAAAAAAAAAAGUGUGUCUGUUGCCAAUUACUACCGGUAAACUCUCUUUAGAGACCUUAUUCCUCUGUUUCAUCACACAGAGGCUGCUUAAUCAAGUCCCAGCAAAGCCUCACCGCCUGGACGCUUGAUCUCUCACAGCUUUUGUUCAAAGUUGCAAUCAAGCAUGUUCCUUUGCCAAACUGGACAAAAAGAGCUUUGGCACCCAUAGCGGUGUUUUUUGCAAUCCCAAACAGGCCCACGGCUCAGAGCGAGAGGCCAUAUGGGGGGAAGGUGACAGUGAGCAGCCUCUCAGACAAGACAGUCACUCUGUUGGAAUGAUGGAAGAAUACAACCUCAAGUCUUCUGGCGGGACUUGAAAAGACUCCCCUCGUUGAUGGCGGCUUCAUUGCUUGCAUGCGACUGCAAACAAAUGCAAGUGUGAUGAGAUUGCGUGGUGUGGCUAACGCCAUCAGGGUGCCAUGGCUCUCGUUCAGGCUCUUCCUGUCAGUGACCACCCUAGUCCCGGUCUCGACGCCGAGCAGUGCCAGCCGCCAUCAUCUCACUCCUCCCCAGCCUCCCGCAACACCACAACAACUAUGGGUUCCGUAAGCAGUCUCAUAUCAGGCCGCACGUACCAAGAGAGACACUGCCGAGCCGCCAGCGAAUUCACAGCAAAGGUUCGGCGCUCCACACCGGCUACAAGCUGCUUCCGGCUGCAGGAUAAUACGCUCCGCAGCGGCAGCUCCUUGGAGCAGCUUCUGGUCAUCGGCAACCAGGCGCAGCCCCAGGCACAGAUUCUACCUCCACCGCUGCCCACCAAGAAGCAGCCUCGGCCAGGAAACUCCACGGCAGCUGCUGGCAGCUUAACAACCACUGCCGCUACAGGUGGAGGAGUCAAUAAGAGUUCAGGAUGUGCGAGCAGUGAGGCGCUGGUUGGAGAUUGGAACGACAACCUGGUCGUGGCUGCUGCAAGUCCCUGCAGCGACUCAGAGGACCAAAGGGACAACAGGACUUUGAAUGGGAACAUUGGAGGACCUCCGCCAAAACUCAUCCCAGUUUCUGGACAGUUAGAGAAGAACAUGGAGAAAGUGCUGAUUCGUCCAACAGCGUUCAAACCCGUCGUUCCCAAGAAUCGCCACUCGGUGCAUUACCUGUCUCCACGGCCAGGUGGCAGCAGUCUGUCAGAAAGCCAGGGCAGCCUCAACCUCCUCCUGCCCCUCUCGGCGUCGUCCGGCGGUGCUAACAUGGCCAGUGGCAGCAGCUCGGGUUCUGAAGAGAAGCGCGACUCUUACUGCGGCGGGCGCAAUGCUCGGAGCAGCCAGUGCUGCUCCAUGUCGGACUCCGGGAGGAACUCUCUCUCCAGCCUCCCCACUCACAGCAGCACAGGCUACAGUUUGGCCCCCAGUGAAGGCUCCAGUUCUGGGUCAGGUUCCGGGGCUCAGUUGGAGCCAGGGCAGGUUCUGGUCAGAAACAUUUCAGGUGGAAUGGCGGGCCACGGUCACUCAGACAGCGGACGCUCUUCGUCCAGUAAGAGCACCGGUUCCGGGUCGCUAAGCGGGCGCGGGCAGCCCCUGUCAGACAGCGGUUCAUGCGGUCACUCAUCACCGCCUGUGGAGGGCUACGAGGUGGUGGUGAGGGACCUGGAGGAGAAGCUGCGGGAGCGCGACAUGGAGCUUCAGCAUCUGAGGGAAAACCUGGACGAGAAUGAAGCUGCCAUCUGCCAGGUCUAUGAGGAGAAGCAGCGUCGCUGUGAGAGAGAGAUGGAGGAGCUGAGACAGAACUGUGCCACCAAGAUGAAGCAGGCCUCUCAGAAAGCCCAGAGGGCUCAGCAGGUCUUACAGUUACAGGUCUUUCAACUACAGCAAGAGAAAAAGAAGCUCCAGGAGGACCUCUCCUCCCUGCUGCAGGACAGGGAAACCCUGGAGAGGAGGUGUGCCACCAUCCAGAGGGAGCAGACCCAGCUGGGUCCACGGCUGGAGGAGACCAAGUGGGAGGUAUGUCAGAAAUCAGGAGAGAUCUCCCUCCUGAAGCAGCAGCUGAAGGAGAUCCAGUCAGAACUCAGCCAGAAGGCCGGCGACAUUGUGGUGCUGAGGGCCCAGCUGAGAGAAGCUCGAUCGGAGCUGCAGGCCAGCCAGGCUCGCUCUCAGGAGGCCCAGGCGGCCCUGCGGACACGAUCUCUAGAGCUGGAGGUCUGCGAGAACGAACUCCAAAGGAGGAAGAGCGAAGCCGAGCUGCUUCGCGAGAAAGUGUCGCGCCUGGAGGAGGAGCUGGUUCGUCUUCGGGACACUCUGGCCAGCCAUGGUGGGAGCAUGAAGGGUCAGUGUGUGAGCCUGGCCAUCCAGCAGGGUAGAGGACUGCCAGGGCGGGGCGGACCCAGCCCUUCUGUGUAUCGUGACGUGGAGGACGCUCAUCUGCUUUGGGGAGGAGAGAGUGAUGAAGCCAAGGCGCAGAGGCAGAAUGCAGAAACACUGCUGGGACUCAGGCAACAGGUGGACAGGUUGAAGGCUGAGCUCAUUUACGAGAGGAGGACAAGCGAGGAGCAAAUGUCUCGAUUUGAGGAUGAAAGGAGGGUGUGGCAGGAGGAGAAAGAAAAGGUGAUCCGCUACCAGAAGCAGCUGCAGCAGAACUACAUCCAGAUGUACCGCCGGAACCGUGACCUGGAGCGAGUGAUGCGGGAGCUCAGCCUGGAGCUGGAGAACAGGGACAUGAUGGACGACUACGAGGUCCACAACGGCAGCAACGACAUCCACUUUGAGGAGAUCACCGCCACUGAGAUCUAAAAGUAAAAACAUUUAGCAACACCAGACCAAAACAACAACAAAAGACUGGCAGCGUUUUACCUGUUGAGCAGCUGACAAAGGUGCAUUGUUACUCUCUCCUGCUGCACCCCACAUGAUCUUUCAUACGGUGUUUCACCUGCACCUUUUUCAGUCAGCACAAAACCACCUCUCCUCUACGGGAGCUAAAGCAGUGACACAUGUUUGAAUCAGGGUAUCGAGGAAGGUGGUAAUGCAAAAAAACACAAUGUUGCUACAUGCACAUGAAGUCAAGGAAGGGGGCACCAGCAUGCAUGAACAAUAACGAUGUCAUCAUUACCAUCACGGCUUAAUAUUUCAUUGUCACCAUGCUGCACUGAUCCCCAAAGUUAUAGCUAAGGGGCAAAUAAUUCUACAUACUCAACGCUGUGUUCUGUAUAUUAGCCUGACCAUGCUCAUAUGGUAGUACCACUCUAUUCCUUAAGGGGGAGCCACAGUGCAAACCAGUCAUGCCACUUCACCACUGGAAUGUCUUUAGAAUAGUACCUGAACGCAUCAACAGAAGGGAACGAGGGUCUACUGUAUUCUUGGCAAAGAAGACUCAUUUUUUUAUCCAAGAGGAGACUGAGGGCAGCAAAGUGGAGAUUGUGGAGUAUAUUGCUGCAGCGUCCACAGCUAAGGCACAGGAACAGGGUAAGCGAACGUUUAGUUUUUGUCAUUUUGAGCUGUGAAUCCUUUUGCUCAAACAGUGAGCGACCGAAUACUAGAAAUGAGGGGUGCACGAUAUGAUCUCAGCAGGGUCCUUGAGGGUGCAUGGGAGUUUGCCCAACCAGUCUACAUGUGUUUUGUGGACUUUGAGAAGGCAUUCCACCGUGUUCCUCUGAAUCCUAAUUCAGGUCAUUCAGGCUGUUCACUCCCCGUAUGACCGGUGUCAGAGUUUGGUCCCCACAGCCGGCAAUAAGUCAGACCUGUUUCCCGUGAGGGUUGGAGUCUGUCAGGCCUGCCCUUUGUCACCAAUUCUGUUCAUUACAUUUAUGGACAGAAUUUGUAGGUGCAGCCAGGACGUUGUGGGGAUCCGGUUUGGUAGCUGCAGAACUCGGUCUCUGCUUUUUGCAGAUGAUGUUACUGGCUUCAUCCUUCAACGCCCACUGGAUCGGUUCGCAGCCGAGUAUGAAGCAGCUGGGAUGAGAAUCAGCAGCUCCAAGUCCAAGUCCAUGGUUCUCGCCCAGAAAAGGGUGGAGUAUCUACUCCAGGGGGAGGAGUUUAAGUACCUUGGGGUCUUGUUCACGAGUGAGGUAAGGCUUGAACGUGAGAUCAACAGGCGGAUUGGUGCGGACUCUGCAUCGGUCCGUUGUGGUGAAGAGGGAGCUGAGCCGAAAGGCAAAGCUCUCAAUUUACCGGUCGAUCUACGUUCCUGCCCUCACCUACGGUCAUGAGCUUUGGGUAGUGACCGAAAGGACAAGCUUGUGGGUACAAGUGGCCAAAAUGAGUUUUCUCCGUAGGGUGGCUGGGCGCUCCCUUAGAGAUGAGGCGAGAAGCACUGUCAUCUGGGAGAGACUCGGAGUAGAACCACUGCUCCCCUGCAUUGAGAGGAGCCAGAUGAGGUGGCCCGGGUCAGGAUGCCUUUCGGACGCCUCCCUGAGGAGGUGUUCAGGGCACAUCUGACCGAUAGGAGGCCUCAGGGAAGACCCCUUCUAUAUGCGUAUAUGCGCCCCUUCUACUUGACUACUCCGUUUAAAGGGUGAGGGGAUCUCACCCAACCUACAGUGUCGAGAUUACAUCCAGAUCGUGCACAAUAGAGUAACUCUUUUUUUGUUCCAAAUACUGAACCCUCUACUUUCAAGAUGCUUCCCUUCCAUCGGCUUGUUGCUCUUGGUAAGGACCUGGGAUAGUUUGCUCAUCUAGCCGUUGCUAGUUUCCUGAGCAUAACUUGCGGUCUGCCAUUUCCUGUUUUGCUGGGUCAAACGAACUCCGGCCACAGAUGAGUACCAGUAUCUUUUAUGGGACACGAUUCCCCACGUACCCUAUACUCCUUACCUCCUAGCACCAUUGUAACAUCGGUUAUGCCUUGAACUUACUUUGGUGUACUUGAACUAGAAUUUAGGCUGAUAGAUUUACAGUUAUAGUUGGUUAUUUGCCAGCCCCCUGGCUGCAUCUCGUGGACGAAUGAAAUAUCUUCUCUGAGAUUUGAAACUGCCUGACCUUCUGGGUCAUUGGACGCAGGAAGAAAAGCCCUGUGUGACUUGUUUUCGAGGGAAAAACUAUCAUCUUAUAUUCGGGUCAGUCCCAGCCCUUUGUGCUUGGCUCCUCCCCCUUGAGGAAGUAACAAUAAGUCACCAGCAGGUCAAAAAUGCGUACAGAAUUCCUGUUUGUCGCCUCUUGCUGUGGAGCGAUCAGAUGCCAAGCUUCAGCGCGUUUCAUUGUUUUUUGUGGUCUUUCUGCAGUUUAAGGAAAAGUUGCUUCAAGCGGAGCGCGGCAGUGGGAGAUGUCAGCCGGAUGUCUCUCUCGUCCUCACUCCAAAGUCUAUUUUUGGAACAGAAGAAAAGCACCUUAGCGUCUCAGCGUCGGGAAAGGGAAAAAAAAAGAAAAAGUUGCGUUUAUUGCCACUUCUUCAGGAUGCAUUUGUUCCUCUUCACUGUGCUUUAUUUAGCCAAAGUCUGACUUUUCAUGAAACGGCUCCUAUCCUGCAUUUGCAACUUUUGACACGCAUGUCUCACAGGUUCUACUCCACGUACCCCACACCACUUCUUCUUGGAAGAACUACCAGAGUAACGAAGCAAUAGGACGAUUUAUUUUCUUUUUUUCAGGGAGCCAAAGACCUACCUGACGGUCACGGCUCCCCUGCUCACGCCACUUCACGGACAGGAUGUUUUUUGAACAAAGCCUGCGGAAUCCCAGCGUUUUGGGCAAGAGCAGAAGAAUGCAGAUUUACCCUGGGAGUAUAUUAUGAAAAUCAACUUACUUUAAGGCCCCACUUGGGAUCCGAUAUCACUCAAAAAGAGCAGGAUGGGACCCCUUUAAACCAAAGUCUUCCAAGUCUAAAUCAUCAAGUUGAAAAAUGAGUGAAAAAAUGGAUCCAAUAUACGUGUAUGUGUAUGUGUAUGUAUAUAUAUAUAUAUAUAUAUAUAUAUACACACACACACACACACUACAUAGUGUACAUUGAGUGUUACGUAAAGCCGGUUUUAUUUGAUUCAUUUUAUCGCAGGGCUGACAAGUGAAAAGAACGUACAUUUUAUAGACUAAAUAGUAAAUACUAGCGAAUCGGAACUCUAUAUAAUGAAGGCUGUAUAUUUUUCUAUACAUAUAUAAAUAAAGCACCUACUAAUAUUUUGUUGUAGCACCGGUCUCUCUCUAUAUGAAUAUAUAUCUACAGUAUAUACCGUAUGGCGUGUAUGUCCAUAGAUACGCAGUAUGCAGUAGUAGAUGACGUGCGUGUACGUAAUGCAUGUGUUUUAUACUCUGCAUCGCACACCCUGCUCACGUAAUGAUGCCUGUCAUCGUGACACGCUGCAAUGAGGCUCAUUUCCGCUCAUUUGUACCUUUGCCACAAAUUCCAGACUGUUACUAUGAGAACUGUCCUCACCUCGCCUCCUGAGUGUAAAUACAGCACACGUAUGGAAACACUUGCUGGUACAACAGAGUGUCUUUUUAUUUGGACGUACAGUAUGUGGCCACUGUGACUCUCGACCAAAGUAACGCAAUAAAAAUAACGCAUUUUAUUUUGUUGUUCUUAUUAUUGGGGGUUUUUGUGGCUUUUUUUUUUUUUUUUUAAAGAUUUGCUUACUUUCUUCAUGUUGUCCUUGUAUAUUUCUAUGUGUACAUUUCUUGUAUAAAUGACUGUUUUUAAAUAAAGUGCAAGCUGUCACACCUUAA
This is a messenger RNA of Dunckerocampus dactyliophorus (ringed pipefish), 10290 nucleotides long. It is a transcript of the gene lzts2a, whose product is annotated as leucine zipper, putative tumor suppressor 2a. Lineage: Eukaryota; Metazoa; Chordata; Actinopteri; Syngnathiformes; Syngnathidae. The transcript has 8 exons. The coding region runs from base 4138 to 6438 and encodes 766 amino acids. Gene Ontology annotation, biological process: cell division; negative regulation of canonical Wnt signaling pathway. The record is from RefSeq and is a predicted model, not a curated record.